CGCCGACAUUAGAAACCCUAAACCCUAGAAGCUUCUACCCUCUCCUAUUACAUCUGCUCAAUCCCCCUCUCAGCUCCCGUAGCUAAUUUCUCUGCCACCGUGCAACCGCCGAUCGACGCCGUUAUUCGCAGACAUGUCGUGGAAGCGCCUCGUCCCGACUUUCAACAGGGUUCUGGUCGAGAAAAUCACCGCUCCCGCCAAGACCACCGGCGGCAUUCUUUUGCCGGAGAAGUCGGCCAAGUUGAACGCCGGAAAAAUUGUUGCGGUGGGACCCGGGAUCCGUGACGAGACUGGAAACCAUGUACCAGUUGCUCUCAAGGAAGGGGAAACUGUUCUCUUGCCCGAGUAUGGCGGCACACAAGUGAAAUUGGAUGACAAAGAGUUUCAUUUGUUCAGGGAUGAGGACAUUUUGGGUAUUCUGCAUGAUUAAGGGUUACUUCCUCGUUUCGAUUACCUCUUAAGGAGAUAUUGGUUCUUAUCUGCUGGUGAAAUCUCUUCUUGAUUGAUUAGUAUCCCAAUCUAUUUUCAGUUGUAGCCAUUUUGGUAAUGAAAGGGUUUCGAACUAUUGGAUAUGUUCUUUAAAAGUGUAGUGUGGUCAUUGCUGAAUAAUAUUUCCACCUGACUUUCAUGUUUUGGCUGUUUGAGCCUAAUGCCUUGAGAAUACAUUUCGGUCUCCAUUCCCCUCUAAAUGUCGAUAAAGUGUUGAUGAUGGCUGGUUCUUUUGCACAAUAUCUAGAGAAUUGAGACUUAAAACAGUGCAUUCAUGUUUUUUUGAGGGUGCUUCUGUUUGUUGAUCACAAGGGUAGUAGUAAUUUGGUAGUGUUGAAGUUUUACUUGACAUCUUUGCUUCUACAUUCUGGUUGUAAUAUGCAAUUGCCAUGUUUGGUAUUGUCUUCAAGACGAAGAGAUGUUCUAUUUUGAUUCAAAUGUUGCAAACUAUUCAUAAAUUAUUGUACACAUGAUAAUACUCCCUAAACGCAUUGAAGUCUUCUAAACUUAUUAUCAUGCAUAAGUGCUGCAUAACAAUGUCAAAUAAGGAAUAAAUUUACAUAUCCAGA
Cuscuta campestris is the source of this 1058-nucleotide messenger RNA. The record is from the annotation of a GenBank genome assembly. NCBI's taxonomy places the organism in Eukaryota, Viridiplantae, Streptophyta, Magnoliopsida, Solanales, Convolvulaceae.